AUGAGGAAUCCGUAUGUUGGAGCGUUAACGCCGUCUAACGUGUUAAAUUCGCAGCAAUUAUUAUCGGAGUUUGAACAAUUCAUUAGAAGAGGGCCAUGGGAAGAUGCCAUCAAAUUACUCAAGCAUCUGUCGCAGCAGCAUGCAGCACAGAAAACACUCCAGCCUUCUUCACAUUCUUUAUCUCCGCAGCCGCCGCCCCGGAAACCUCUACGUAACCCUACUCCAUCCCGCUGCCAACCCGAAUCCGAACUGAAAAUUCAUCCAUGGCGUCCGCCAACACCGCCGCCCUCCCCAGUGCCUCUCCCAACGCCGGAUUUUCCCAGCAUCCUACGCGAAGAACGUCCCCAGAUAGAGAGGAUCGCGAAGGAUUAUUUCCGAUGGAAAGGAGUCAAAGAUACAGCGAAGCUUGAGCGAAUUCAAAAGAUUACUGCACAGCUUCUAGGGGACAGAUCAGAGCUCAAUAAUAUAUGGAGCGUCAAGUAUGACAUAUUUCCAAGGGGCAGGCUGGUACUGCUAUAUAUCGCUCACGAACUCGACGAAACAGCUUCUACCAUCCAUGUUCCGGGAGUCAGGCGCUCAACAGCCGCGAUCGAAAAAUACGCAGCGGAUUCCGGAAGGCAGAAAAGAUCGAUUAAGGACGACCGGAAAUACGGACGGCAGUACCUGUCUUUGCUUCAGAAUUCUGGCCCGGGUGAUGUGAUUUGCCUUAACCUGAGUAGUGACACCUGGACCCGCAAAGUUGUAGAUGGUGAAGUAGAACUUGCCCUGGAGUUUCGAAAGCUGGUUUUGCAGGCCCAGGAUGUGGAGUCUCAGAAAUUUGAGGCUGCGGAGGCUCAGAGACUCAAUAUUCUCGGUGCCAAACUGAUAAUUGAGGGUUUCCUGCGGUAUGGCUGGGACUACGAGGGGCUCUCACGGUGCCAGGGUCGGGUUAUGAUGGCCUUGUUCAAUCAUAUCGAUCGAUCAGAACUUGCGAAAGGAAACAUUGAACCAAAAAGAGAAGCCAUUGACCGACAAUCGGUAUCUGGCGGAAUACCCCCAAUCCCUUGGGGGCCAAAUCGUGCAAACAGGGCGAGAGAGGGGUCUAUUUUCAACCCACAGAGGGAGGCUUCAGCUCCCCUAAACAGUCCAAAGGACAAUGUCAAUGAGGGUAUCGCUGAAGACUGUCCUAAUGACUAUGAGCCUAAUCACGGGGCUUCGAUGGGCGGUGGAGGCCAGGCAUUUGACGGAAUACCAUCUGCUAGGUGUGAGACGACACCCGGCUCCGACACCGAUGGUGAUACUCAACGUUCGUCUCUGUCGCCAUCCGCCGAAGGCGAUCCCAGCAACUACGGCCCUCACGCCAGUGGUAAUAGUGAGAUCGGAAGCGCUACAGAGACUCAGAGCUCGUCUCUCUUGUCUGAUGGUAGGUCCGAAGAUGGCACAAUAGGGAGCAAUGAGACAACGACGUCCUCUACCCCACCGCCCCCAGAUUUUCCUGUCGGAGCCGCUGCAGAGCAAGCUCGCGCGAACAAGCGGCCCUACUUAGCAGAUGAAGAUAGUGAGCACCAGGAUUGGCAACGAAGGAGAUUGAUAGGGGAGAGGGAAAGCGAUAGAUUUGCCGGACAUAGUCCAGGGUCACCUUUAGCUUCGGAGAGACGGACACAACUCGAUGCCUUACCACCAGAAAUCAUUUAUAAUACACCGCAUAUGCAUAUGCACCAAGAAGAUAACAAUAGCGAUCCUGACCAAAAUGCUGAAGCCCAACCGAAAGAAGUUCUCGAGAUGGAUUUAUGGUGUCUCGACAACGACUUUAACCUUUGGAUGAGAUCACUUCCAUCCCCAUCAUCGCAUUUAUCCACCAACCUCAGUUGA
This is a messenger RNA of Arthroderma uncinatum, 1851 nucleotides long. RefSeq lists its product as uncharacterized. The transcript has 6 exons. The coding region runs from base 1 to 1851 and encodes 616 amino acids. NCBI's taxonomy places the organism in Eukaryota, Fungi, Ascomycota, Eurotiomycetes, Onygenales, Arthrodermataceae. The record is from RefSeq and is a predicted model, not a curated record.